This is a messenger RNA of Aplysia californica (California sea hare), 1697 nucleotides long. RefSeq lists its product as uncharacterized. The transcript has 2 exons. The record is from RefSeq and is a predicted model, not a curated record. Lineage: Eukaryota; Metazoa; Mollusca; Gastropoda; Aplysiida; Aplysiidae. Bases 59 to 1525 code for a protein of 488 amino acids.
CCCAGGUGUCCUGCCGAAAUACUGCCUGGUCAUCCUGAUCGUUGGCGCCACAAUCGCCAUGUUCCUGGCCUGCAUCCCCUACGACUUCUACAGGUUCCGGAAGAGGAAGAAAAAAGUUCGAGAUCAUCAGGAGAGGCUCUCGUUAGUCACUCGAAUAGCACCGGGGCACGCUAAGAUCAUUGUAGAAACGAUUCCAUCAAAGAGCACCACACCUCCACCCCAGCCCAGGCGGUUCGGGCUCAAAUCUUUGUUCAGCGUUUUCCGAUUCGUCGGCGGCAAGACUCGGACACCACCCGGUAACCCAGAGGCGGGUGCCGAAUCGGAUCGCGAGAAUCCGGAUACAUCACCCGGAUAUCCUGCAUCGCCAAACGAAUACCCGUCCCCGAACCCGCCCGACUCUGAUGUCCAGGACGAUUCCGCUCCACCGGUAUCAAGCGGUUGUUCCUCUCACUACAACGACUGUCUCUGUCCCUCGUCCACGUCUCGUGAUCUUGCCAAUUUUUGGCCACGUCGAGGUCACGUCAGGCUGACGUCAUCGUCCCACGACGGAUCAGGUGAUGACGCAGGAGCGUCCAUCGACUCGGACAGCGUGACGGGGGAGAAGUCGAUGACCCCACUGCUGGGACCUGGUUGUAGAGAUGACGACCAUCCAUCAACUGAACAUUCGAUCCGCGCUCUACCCGGAUUGGGUAAACCGAAAGGUCAAUUCAGAAGAUUUAACGAUUUGUGUCAAGUUCUACGGGAGCAUAACAAGUCGGCAGGUAUAGGAGGAGGUGGAGGAGGGGGAGGAGGAGGAGGAAGAGGAGGAUCAGGAGGAUCAGGAGGAGGGGACGGAGAAAGAGAAGAGGAGAGCUUCGGUCUUAUAGCUGGAGAUUCACAAGAUGGUAACACUUUCGCUUCGGGACGCAAGCGCCAAGGUAUGGCUGCACCAAACAUGAGGAGUUUAUCAGAUUGUGGACGUCAGGAUUCUGGAGACGGUUCCUCCCCCUCCUCCCCUCUCGUCCAUACCUCAAUUGACGACACAGGAUUGACCCACUUACGUGACGGCGUUAACGUGAACACACACCACGUCAAUCUCUCUCACGUGGCGAGGGAUCCAGACAGCACGGGGGCGACGACACACUCAACUCUAUCCGGAAGACCCUUUCCGAACUCAACAUCACUCGCCGGAAGAACAAAUCUCCAACCAUCUGCGCUCACAAGCGCUCUCACCUCCCAACCAGCCACUGUGCCGGUGACCGCCAUAGAGCAAAACUCUUACGUCCAGCCGGCAACCACCGCCUCCUGGCGCGAAGACGGGACGACACCCGGUGCGCAAACAGAAACUGUCCAAUCACAGAACGACACGUCAUGGCUAGAGGAUGCAGUUGCCGCCCCCCUUGCCCCCUCCCAGUGUCCGCCAAAACCCUUCACGUCUGCCCCAGACAUCUCCAACUUAGUCAAGACAGGUGAAAGCAAACGACGGAUGAUGAGUCGGGGCCGAAGUAGCACAACCGCCAGCGCGUUUAUGUCUAGACUUUUCUAAAUCAUUGGAGGAUCGGUUCACUUCGGUUCGGUUUCUGGCUACCUAUUCAGUGACCACCAUAAAAAGACCUCUGCCUCACACCGAUCGCCCAUAAGAGGCUAAAACAGCACCUGGACAUGGAUGGCUGGUGCCUCUAUAAAUAAAUCAUUGAUGGUCAAGACCGAUCGCCCGA